GCAGCAUUCUCAAUGAUGAAGAAAGUAGCCAUAGAAUUUUCCAAUUCUCAAUGGCUACCUUCACCCUCACAACACUAUCACCUUCUUUCUCUUCUCAUUUCUUCGCACCGGUUCGGUUCAACCGUUCUCCGAACCUCUUCUACAAGAAUCUGCACUUUCCGAAGCUGCAAUCUCUCAAAUGCUCCUCUUCAUCUUCGGAACCAGAAACCUCUACAAUUGAUUGGACAUACAAGCUAAUCUCAGGAAUCGCCGGAAUCGGAUUCAUCGAAACAUCGUACCUUGCUUACCUUAAGUUCACUGGCUCCGAUGUAUUCUGCCCCGUCGGCGGCGAUACUUGCUCCAGUAUACUCAAUAGUGAUUACGCCGUCGUUUUUGGUGUACCUCUUCCUUUGAUUGGGAUGGCUGCGUAUAGUUUUGUAGCUGCUCUUAGUCUUCAGUUAACUACAAAGAAGAAUUUACCUUUUGGGGUUAACAGAUCGAAUGCUCAACUAGUAUUGCUUGGAAGCACAACCUCAAUGGCAACUGCUAGUGCUUAUUUUUUGUACAUUCUAACAACAGCGUUUCCUGAAUCAUCUUGCUCCUAUUGCCUACUUUCGGUUCUCUUGUCGUUUUCGUUAUUCUUUCUCACACUCAAGGACAUUGGAUUGCAAGAGAAGUACAAACAACUGGGUUUGCAGUUGGUUAUUGCUAGCUUGGUGAUUCUUACAUUGAACACCUCCUAUAGCAGUGCUAAAUCUACCUCAAGCAUGGCUAAAAUUGAGCUGCCAUAUUUUGCAACCGAGAUUACAACUCCAUCAAGCCCCUUUGCUUUGUCUCUAGCAAGGUAUUUGCAUUCAAUAGGAGCUAAAAUGUAUGGAGCUUUCUGGUGUUCACACUGUCUGGAACAAAAAGAGAUGUUUGGACGUGAGGCGGCGAAGCAAUUGGAUUACGUGGAAUGUUUUCCUGACGGAUAUCGAACAGGAACUAAAAUGAUCGAUGCAUGUUUAGACGCCAAAAUUGAAGGUUUCCCUACAUGGAUUAUUAAUGGCCAGGUUCUGAGUGGUGAAGUUGAAUUAUCGGAGUUGGCACAAGCGUCUGGUUAUAGUGAAUCUGAUCAACCUAGUUAAUGCUUUUGACAGAAAGUAACAAAGAUAGUUGUGUAGAAGCAUAUAUAUACAUUGUACAGCUUGUAGAGUUGUUUGUCCUUUUUAGACAUACAUAUGCACAUAAAUACUGGUAUAAAAUUCUUUUUUCGUUAUAUGCUUAAAUGUAUAACAUGCCUAUGAUACAGAUUUUUGGACGUAUGAAUAAUAAUUGAAUUAGAGUAUCAUAUAAUU
Messenger RNA from Medicago truncatula (barrel medic), 1316 nucleotides. Its product is annotated as thiol-disulfide oxidoreductase LTO1. The transcript is spliced from 6 exons. Lineage: Eukaryota; Viridiplantae; Streptophyta; Magnoliopsida; Fabales; Fabaceae. The record is from RefSeq and is a predicted model, not a curated record. Gene Ontology annotation, molecular function: oxidoreductase activity. Bases 51 to 1106 code for a protein of 351 amino acids.